Molecule: messenger RNA, 1257 nt
Organism: Zingiber officinale
Lineage: Eukaryota; Viridiplantae; Streptophyta; Magnoliopsida; Zingiberales; Zingiberaceae
Product: 26S proteasome non-ATPase regulatory subunit 14 homolog
Exons: 6
Coding region: 61-996 (311 amino acids)
Biological process (GO): protein deubiquitination; proteasome-mediated ubiquitin-dependent protein catabolic process
Cellular component (GO): proteasome regulatory particle, lid subcomplex
Molecular function (GO): metallopeptidase activity; protein binding; proteasome binding
Source: RefSeq, a predicted model, not a curated record
CUUUCGAUCUGAGCGGCAGCAGGAAGGGGUGGGGCGUUAGGGGGAGGAGCAGACAAAGAAAUGCAAGGGAUGGAAAGACUGCAUCGCAUCUUCUCUGGUGCCGGCGGGAUGGGCCACCCGCCGACCGAUUCCCCGCAACUCGACUCCGCCGAGCAGGUCUACAUCUCCUCUCUCGCCCUCCUCAAGAUGCUCAAGCACGGGAGGGCUGGAGUGCCCAUGGAGGUGAUGGGGCUUAUGCUUGGGGAGUUCGUGGACGAGUACACCGUCAGGGUCGUCGACGUCUUCGCGAUGCCGCAGAGCGGGACGGGCGUCAGUGUUGAGGCCGUUGAUCACGUUUUCCAGACCAAUAUGCUCGACAUGCUGAAGCAGACCGGAAGGCCCGAAAUGGUUGUCGGAUGGUACCAUUCUCACCCAGGCUUUGGUUGCUGGCUUUCUGGUGUUGAUAUAAACACCCAGCAGAGUUUUGAAGCCCUCAAUCCAAGGGCAAUAGCUGUUGUUGUAGACCCAAUACAGAGUGUGAAGGGGAAGGUGGUUAUUGAUGCUUUUCGCUUGAUCAAUCCUCAGACAAUGAUGCUUGGGCAGGAACCGCGCCAAACAACAUCCAAUGUUGGACAUCUUAAUAAGCCAUCCAUACAGGCACUUAUCCAUGGGCUGAAUCGGCAUUACUAUUCUAUCGCAAUAAAUUAUAGGAAGAAUGAGCUCGAGGAGAAAAUGUUGCUGAACCUGCAUAAAAAGAAAUGGACAGAUGGUUUGAUACUCCGGCCAUUUGACACUCAUUCCAAAACCAACGAGCAGACAGUCCAGGAAAUGUUGGAUCUGGCUAUCAAAUAUAACAAAGCAGUUCAGGAGGAGGAUGAGCUUCCACCGGAAAAAUUGGCCAUUGCGAACGUUGGAAGGCAAGAUGCAAAGAAACAUCUGGAAGAGCAUGUGUCUAACUUGAUGUCUUCAAACAUAAUCCAAACUCUAGGAACCAUGUUGGACACAGUUGUAUUUUAGAACACAACUUAGGAUUCCUUACCGAGAUAAUCCUCGACUAAACGAUCAGAUUUAAUCUAUUCAUGACUCCCUGUGUUUUGCUAAAAGAAAAGACGGUAAUGCUAGUCUUUCAAUUGAACAAGGAUUGGGCUUGCAAGCAAAAUCUUAUACAAUUAAUUUUCUCCGGAGAUUAUUAUGCUAAAGAGGGUUAUUUUGUGUACUAGUGGAAUUUGGUUAUUUCAUAAUUAAAUGGGUAGAUUUGUCGAGUUCGUUUUUAUUGAA